This is a messenger RNA of Asparagus officinalis (garden asparagus), 3294 nucleotides long. Its product is annotated as phosphoenolpyruvate carboxylase 2. The record is from RefSeq and is a predicted model, not a curated record. Gene Ontology annotation, biological process: carbon fixation; tricarboxylic acid cycle; leaf development. Bases 151 to 3048 code for a protein of 965 amino acids. Gene Ontology annotation, cellular component: chloroplast; apoplast; cytosol. NCBI's taxonomy places the organism in Eukaryota, Viridiplantae, Streptophyta, Magnoliopsida, Asparagales, Asparagaceae. The transcript is spliced from 10 exons. Gene Ontology annotation, molecular function: phosphoenolpyruvate carboxylase activity.
UGGCUCAUCCCCCACUUCCCUCUCCCUCUCUCAUCUCUCUCUCUCUCUCUCACGGACUUCUUCUCACUCUCCAUCUUCAAAAUAAAUUUCUAGGGUUAGGGUUUCUCUAAGUAGGCAGCGAUCGAGAAAGCGAGAGCGAGGGAAUUCGAGAUGACGACACGAUUGGAGAAAUUGGCUUCGAUCGAUGCGCAGUUGAGGCUUUUGGCGCCAGGGAAAGUAUCGGAGGACGAUAAAUUGGUGGAGUACGAUGCUCUGCUCUUGGAUCGGUUUCUUGAUAUUUUACAGGAUUUGCACGGCGAGGAAAUUAGAGAGACGGUUCAAGAGUGCUAUGAGUUAUCAGCUGAGUAUGAAGGAAAGCAUGAUCUGAAGAAGCUUGACGAACUGGGGAAUGUGCUGACAAGUUUGGAUCCUGGUGAUUCCAUCGUGGUCGCCAGUUCAUUCUCGCACAUGCUAAACUUGGCCAACUUGGCUGAGGAGGUCCAAAUUGCCUACAGGAGGAGGAUUAAGCUCAAGAAGAAGGGAGAUUUUGCAGAUGAGGCUUCUGCCACUACUGAAUCGGACAUUGAAGAGACACUCAAAAGGCUUGUUGUGCAGCUGAAAAAGUCUCCAGAAGAGGUUUUUGAUGCGCUGAAGAAUCAAACAGUUGAUCUAGUUCUUACAGCACAUCCAACUCAGUCAGUUAGGAGAUCGCUGCUUCAGAAGCACGGAAGGAUAAGAAAUUGCUUGGCACAGUUGUAUGCAAAAGAUAUUACACCUGACGACAAGCAGGAGCUUGAUGAAGCACUCCAGAGAGAGAUUCAAGCUGCUUUCAGAACUGAUGAGAUCCGAAGAACUCCUCCCACUCCUCAAGAUGAAAUGAGGGCUGGAAUGAGUUAUUUCCAUGAAACUAUAUGGAAAGGUGUUCCCAAGUUCUUACGUCGUGUUGACACGGCUCUAAAGAACAUUGGGAUCAAAGAGCGUGUUCCGUACAAUGCUCCUCUUAUUCAGUUUUCUUCUUGGAUGGGGGGUGAUCGUGAUGGAAAUCCUAGAGUGACUCCAGAGGUUACAAGGGAUGUCUGCUUGUUAGCGAGAAUGAUGGCUGCAAAUCUAUACUUUUCCCAGAUCGAGGAUCUUAUGUUUGAGCUGUCGAUGUGGCGCUGCAGUGAUGAACUUCGUGUCCAAGCAGAUAUGUUACAUCGAACUUCAAAAAAGGAUGCAAAACAUUAUAUUGAGUUCUGGAAACAAAUUCCUCCAAAUGAACCUUACCGCGUUAUACUUGCGGAUGUGAGAGAUAAGCUAUAUUAUACUCGUGAGCGGGCAAGGCAUUUAUUGUCAAAUGGGUACUCUGACAUCGUUGAGGAAGCAACUUUCACCAGUGUUGAGCAGUUCCUGGAACCCCUUGAACUCUGUUACCGAUCACUCUGUGCUUGUGGCGAUAGACCCAUAGCUGACGGAAGUCUUCUUGACUUUUUACGUCAAGUCUCAAUUUUUGGCCUGUCUAUUGUGAGACUUGAUAUCAGGCAAGAAUCUGACAGGCACACCGACGUUAUUGAUGCCAUCACUAAGCAUCUAGAGAUAGGAUCCUACCGUGAGUGGUCAGAGGAGAAGCGUCAAGAAUGGCUAUUAUCUGAACUUAGUGGAAAACGUCCAUUAUUUGGUCCUGAUCUUCCAAAAACUGAAGAAAUUUCCGAUGUUUUAGAAACAUUCCAUGUCAUUGCGGAUCUGCCUUCUGAUUCCUUUGGUGCAUAUAUCAUCUCAAUGGCAACUUCUGCAUCUGAUGUUCUCGCUGUUGAACUGCUGCAGCGAGAAUGCCAUGUGAAGAAUCCGUUGAGAGUUGUGCCUCUGUUUGAGAAACUUGCGGAUCUUGAGGCGGCCCCUGCUGCAUUAGCUAGACUCUUCUCAAUAGACUGGUACAAGAACAGGAUAAAUGGAAAACAAGAAGUUAUGAUCGGAUAUUCAGAUUCUGGGAAAGAUGCUGGCCGUCUCUCUGCAGCUUGGCAGUUAUACAAAGCUCAAGAAGAGCUAAUAAAGGUUGCCAAGAAAUAUGGAGUAAAAUUGACAAUGUUUCAUGGAAGAGGAGGUACCGUUGGGAGAGGGGGAGGUCCUACUCAUCUCGCUAUAUUAUCUCAACCACCGGAUACCAUCAAUGGCUCACUUCGAGUUACUGUUCAAGGUGAAGUCAUUGAACAGUCUUUUGGUGAAGAGCAUUUGUGCUUCAGAACACUCCAAAGAUUUACUGCUGCUACUCUUGAGCAUGGGAUGCGCCCGCCAAUUUCUCCCAAGCCAGAGUGGCGUGCCUUGUUGGAUGAGAUGGCUGUUGUGGCCACAAAGGAAUACCGGUCCAUCGUCUUUCAGGAACCACGUUUUGUUGAGUACUUUCGCCUGGCAACACCUGAGACGGAAUAUGGUCGUAUGAACAUUGGAAGCAGGCCAUCAAAAAGGAAGCCCAGUGGAGGAAUAGAGUCAUUACGAGCAAUCCCAUGGAUAUUUGCGUGGACUCAGACUCGGUUUCACCUUCCUGUGUGGCUUGGCUUUGGUGCAGCAUUCAAACAUGCAAUGCAAAAGGAUGCCAAGAAUCUUCGUACACUUCAAGAGAUGUAUAAUGAGUGGCCAUUCUUCAGAGUCACCAUUGACUUAAUUGAGAUGGUUUUUGCAAAGGGAGAUCCUCGCAUUGCUUCUCUAUAUGAGAAGCUUCUUGUUUCUAAGGAUUUGUGGUCUCUUGGGGAGCGACUGAGAGCCAAUUAUGGAGAGACGAAGAAUCUUCUUCUUCAGGUUGCUGGUCACAAGGAUCUUCUCGAAGGGGAUCCAUACUUAAAACAGAGGCUGCGUCUUCGUGAUUCCUACAUAACAACUCUCAAUGUUUGCCAAGCUUACACCCUGAAACGAAUCAGAGACCCUGAUUACCAUGUAAAACUGAGGCCUCAUCUUUCAAAGGAAGUCAUGGAGUCUAGUAAACCAGCCGCAGAGCUAGUGAAGCUGAACCCAACGAGUGACUAUGCUCCAGGCUUAGAAGACACAUUGAUCCUGACAAUGAAGGGAAUAGCCGCGGGCCUGCAGAACACUGGUUGAAGUCGCUGAGGUUCGUAUAUGGAGGUAUCAUUAAUGGGUUAUAUAUGAUUGUAUCUACGCACACGAGUUUUAGUAAUUUGAACUAGAAACUUUGGCUUUGUAUUUAUAUGAACUUAUGCAAAUUGAGCGACUGGCUCUUGUGGCCCAGACUAGUAGCCUUUGUCUUUAGAACAAGUGAUGAGAACAUUGAGAAGGAAAUAAUAGCUGCAUACCAGUUUGCUCUUGCAAGGAAGAGUAUGAUUUCUA